AUGGCAAUGAUUGAGAAUGUGGGUGGCAGAUUCCGCGCAGUGGUCGAGACAGCAGUCGUUGUGGUCAAGACGGUUGUUGCCGACGACACCGUGGUCGUAGAGGACAGAGUCCGCGUGGUUGAAGGUGUGACGGUCACCGUCGCCGAGGUCUGUGUAACGGUGGUGGUGACGGGCGCUCUCGAAACUGUAGAUGUUAAGGUCGUUGUCCUUGUGGUCACCUGCGCGCGCAAGCAGUUGCAAGCAGAAGAGAGUGGAGUGCCGGAGGGAUAUCUCGUCAGGCAGAGAGGUUGCGGCACUGUGGAUGCUUGA
Messenger RNA from Fulvia fulva, 309 nucleotides. RefSeq lists its product as uncharacterized. The record is from RefSeq and is a predicted model, not a curated record. Bases 1 to 309 code for a protein of 102 amino acids. The transcript has a single exon. NCBI's taxonomy places the organism in Eukaryota, Fungi, Ascomycota, Dothideomycetes, Mycosphaerellales, Mycosphaerellaceae.